This is a messenger RNA of Labeo rohita (rohu), 6049 nucleotides long. It is a transcript of the gene xdh, whose product is annotated as xanthine dehydrogenase. Lineage: Eukaryota; Metazoa; Chordata; Actinopteri; Cypriniformes; Cyprinidae. The transcript has 36 exons. Gene Ontology annotation, molecular function: xanthine dehydrogenase activity; 2 iron, 2 sulfur cluster binding; molybdopterin cofactor binding. The coding region runs from base 71 to 4132 and encodes 1353 amino acids. The record is from RefSeq and is a predicted model, not a curated record.
GUUCGUCAGUCCACUCACAGCAGCCGCGCUCAUCGCACUGAUUUGAUCUCAGGAACAGUGAGAAUUAAAAAUGUCGCUUACAGUGGAAGAGAUUAAAAACAAACUUCAGUCUCCAGGGGAUGACCUUGUUUUCUUCGUUAAUGGAAAAAAGAUCACUGAGAAGAAUGCCGAGCCUGAGAUAACACUCUUGACAUAUCUAAGGAGAAGCUUGGGUCUGACGGGAACCAAACUGGGAUGUGCUGAAGGAGGUUGUGGAGCCUGCACUGUAAUGGUGUCCAAAUAUCAUCCACAUCAAAACCAGAUUAUUCACUAUGCGGUUAAUGCCUGUCUGGCUCCUCUGUGCUCUCUGCAUCACUGUGCGGUUACAACCGUGGAGGGCAUCGGCAGUGUUGCGAGCAAACUCCAUCCUGUACAGGAGCGAAUUGCAAAAGCUCAUGGGUCACAGUGUGGGUUCUGCACUCCAGGAAUUGUGAUGUCUAUGUAUGCUCUUUUGAGAAACAACCCUCAACCCAACAUGCAUGACAUUCAGGAGGCCUUUCAAGGCAAUUUAUGUCGCUGUACUGGGUACAGACCUAUUCUAGAAGGCUACAGAACAUUCACAAAGGAUGGGGGAUGUUGUGGUGGAAACGGACAAACUAAUAGCUGUUGCAUGACUAAUGGAAACGCACAAGAGCAUGACAGUGACAAUUCAACACUUCCAGUUCAGAAAUUGUAUGACCAAUCUGAGUUCAUGCCACUGGACCCAACACAAGAGAUUAUUUUCCCACCUGAGCUCAUGACCCUAAGUAAACAGCCCCAGAGAGAGCUGAGGUUUGUUGGGGAACGAGUGGUUUGGAUUCAACCCUGCUCCCUCAAAGAACUCUUGGAGCUGAAGGCAACCUAUCCAAACGCUAAACUAGUGGUUGGGAACACAGAAGUUGGUAUUGAGAUGAAGUUCAAAAACCUUCUUUACCCUGUGAUUCUGGCACCAGCUUACAUCCCUGAACUGAACAUCAUCCAACACACUCAGGAUGGCAUUCAGGUUGGUGCAUCAGUGACGUUGACUGUGCUGGGGGAAGUGUUGCGUACAGCGGUGAAGAAUCUGCCUGCUCAUCAGACGGAGGUCUUUAAGGCUGUUCUUGAGCAGCUGCGUUGGUUUGCAGGACAACAAAUUAGAAAUGUUGCGGCCGUUGGUGGCAAUAUUAUGACAGCGAGUCCCAUUUCAGACCUCAACCCAGUGUUUAUGGCAGCCGGCUGCAAACUAACGGUGAUGUCCAAAGGGGAGAAACGUGUUCUUGAAAUGGAUGACAAGUUCUUCCCCGGUUAUAGGAAGACCAUUUUGAAGCCAGAGGAGAUUCUGUUGUCUAUUAAGAUUCCAUACACAAAAAAGGGCCAGUACUUCUCAGCUUUCAAACAGUCCCCUCGCAAAGAGGAUGACAUUGCCAUUGUCACAUGUGGGAUGAAUGUAUUGUUCAAAGAGCAAUCCAAUAUAGUGCAGAGUAUCCGAAUAAGCUACGGAGGAAUGGCCUCUGUCACAGUUUUUGCCACUACGACAUGCAACAGGUUACUGAACAGGCAAUGGAACGAGGAGCUUCUAGAGGAAGCCUGCACCUCAUUGGCUGAGGAGAUGAUUCUGUCUCCGUCAGCUCCUGGUGGGAUGGUGACAUACAGACGCACACUGACUAUCAGCUUCUUCUAUAAGUUCUUCCUCACUGUCCAGCACAAACUGGCUCUGGAUCUGCAAAUGGAGGGUGUGACUGUGGAAGACAUCAGACCUGAAUAUGCUACUGCUACUGAGCUCUUCCAGUUGGACUUACCGUCCAGUGUACAGCUCUACCAGGCAGUUCCCCCUGGUCACAAUAGUGAUGAUGUCGUGGGGCAACCGAUCAUGCACCUCUCUGCGCUUAAGCAGGCCACAGGAGAAGCGAUCUACUGUGACGACAUCCCUUGUUAUGAAAAUGAGCUCCAUUUGGCUUUGGUGACCAGCACUAAAGCUCACGCACUAAUAAAAUCCAUUGACACCUCUGAUGCAAUGGCAGUUCCUGGAGUGGUCGCAUUUGUCUCUGCCAAAGACAUCCCAGGAAGUAACAUGACAGGACCUGCCGUUUAUGAUGAGACAGUUUUUGCAGAUGAUAAGGUCACAUGCGUUGGACAUGUAGUAGGGGCCAUUGUGGCAGACACACAGGCUCAUGCUCAGAGAGCAGCUAAAGCUGUGAAGAUCAGCUAUGAGGAACUGCAGCCUGUGAUUGUCACCAUUCAGGAUGCUAUUGCCAACAAGUCCUUUUUUCAGCCAGUGAGAAGUAUAGAGAGAGGAGAUGUUGCACAAGGAUUCAAAGACUCUGAUCACAUCUUGCACGGUGGGAUGCACAUUGGAGGACAGGAACAUUUUUAUCUGGAGACUAAUUGCACUCUGGCCGUCCCUCGCGGAGAGGAUGGAGAAAUGGAGCUGUUUGUGUCCACACAGUCGGCCUCCAAGACUCAAGCCCUAGUGGCUAAAGCUUUGGGAGUGCCUGCCAACCGGGUGGUGUGUCGUGUAAAGAGGAUGGGAGGAGCAUUUGGAGGGAAGGAGUGUCGGAGUACCAUUCUGUCCACAGUGGUGGCUGUUGCAGCAUAUAUGGUCAAGAGGCCAGUUCGUUGUAUGUUAGAUCGCGAUGAGGACAUGCUGGUCACAGGUGGUCGGCAUCCAUUCUUUGGACAUUACAAGGUUGGUUACAUGAAUGAUGGAAGAGUGAUGGCGCUUGAUGUGACGCUCUACAGCAACGCAGGCAAUUCACUGGACCUGUCAUUGUCAAUCCUGGAGAGGGCAUUAUUUCACAUGGAUAACUCCUACAACAUUCCUAACAUUCGUGGCACAGGCUACAUGUGUAAAACCAACCUGCCGUCUAACUCGGCGUUCAGAGGCUUUGGUGGGCCGCAGGGCAUGAUGAUCGCAGAGAGCUGGAUGAGUGAUGUGGCUCUGAGCUGUGGUCUGCCUGCUGAAGAGGUGAGGAGGAUGAACUUAUACAAGGAGGGGGAUUUCACACCCUUUAAUCAACGUCUGGACCAGUUCACUAUUGAUCGCUGCUGGGAGGAAUGCAUGCAGCUCUCAGAUUUCAAUAAGCGCAAGGAUGCAGUGGAACAAUACAACAGGCAGCAUCGUUGGACCAAAAGAGGGUUGUCUAUCAUUCCCACCAAGUUUGGCAUCAGCUUCACUGCAGUCUUUCUCAACCAGGCUGGAGCAUUGGUACUUGUGUACUCGGAUGGUUCGGUUUUACUAACUCAUGGUGGAACAGAGAUGGGCCAAGGCCUGCACACUAAAAUGAUCCAGGUGGCCAGUAAAACUCUUGGAAUCCCCUGCUCAAAGAUUCACAUCACAGAGACCAGCACUAACACAGUUCCCAACACCAGCCCUACGGCCGCCUCUGCCUCCUCGGACCUUAACGGCAUGGCCAUCUAUAAUGCUUGCCAGACGUUACUACAGAGACUUCAGCCUUACAAAGACAAAAACCCCAAAGGCUGCUGGGAGGAUUGGGUGAAAGCAGCCUAUUUUGACAGAGUCAGUUUGUCUGCCAAUGGAUUUUACAAGACUCCAGAUCUUGGUUAUGAUUUUGAAACAAAUUCAGGAAGGCCAUUUAACUACUUCAGUUAUGGCGUGGCCGUCUCAGAGGUGGAGAUAGACUGUCUAACCGGCAGUCAUAAGAAUCUGCAUACAUCUAUAGUCAUGGAUGUGGGCAAGAGUUUAAAUCCAGCAUUGGACAUUGGACAGGUGGAGGGUGGUUUCAUGCAAGGUUUGGGUCUUUUCACCCUGGAGGAGCUACGCUACUCUCCUGAUGGCUACCUGUAUACUCGUGGACCUGGCAUGUAUAAGAUUCCCGCUUUUGGGGAUAUUCCUAUUGAAUUAAAGGUCUCGCUGCUCAGAGAUGCUCCUAAUGAAAAGGCCAUCUACUCCUCAAAGGCUGUGGGCGAACCUCCUCUCUUUCUGGCGGCCUCAGUGUUUUAUGCUAUUAAAGACGCCAUCACAGCUGCUAGGGCUGAGUCCGGCCUGACUGGACCCUUUAGACUGGACAGCCCCGCCACGCCUGAACGGAUACGAAAUGCCUGUGAAGAUAAGUUUACUAAACUGUGUCCUCCUGCGGAUCCUGGCACCUUUACUCCGUGGGCAGUGCAGGUGUAAGACACAGCACGAAGAGCCAGUUUAAAGUCAGCUGGAAUCAAAAAUGCACAUGGUCUUGUGUAUGAUUCAUUUGUGCAUGUGUUUGUCGUUGUAAUCUUUACUCACAAUUCUGCUGGUCAGCACAGCCAAAUAGGCAUUAAAGGGCCCUUCAGCCACUUAAAGGGAUAGUUCACCCAAAAAUGAACUCACCCUCAUGUCAUUCCAAACCUGUAAGACCUUCGUUUAUCUUUGGAACACAAUUAAGAUAUUUUUUAUGAAAUCUGAGAGAUUUCUGACCCUGCAUAGACAGCAACAUAACUACCACAUUUAAGGCCAAGAAAAGUGGUAAGGACAUUGUUAAAAUAGUCCAUGUGGCAUCAGUGGUUUAACCGUAAUUUUAUGAAACUAUGAGAAUACUUUUUGUGCACAAACUUCUGCUAAGAAAACAAAAAUAACUUUAUUCAAAAAUGAUGACUGCAUUUAAUAAGUAUUCUCGUAUCUUCAUAAAAUCACAGCUGAACCACUAAUUUCCCAUGGACUAUUUUAACGAUGCCCUUACUACCUUUCUGAGCCUUGAAGGUUUCAGUUGCCUUGCUGUCUAUGCAGGGUCAGAAAGCUCUCGGAUUUCAUCAGAAAUAUCUUAAUUUGUGACCCUGGACCACAAAACCAGUCUUAAGUCGCUGGGGUUUAUUUGUAGCAAUAGCCAAAAAUACAUUGUAUGGGUCAAAAUUAUUGAUUUUUCUUUUAUGGCAAAAAUCAUUAGGAUAUUAAGUAAAGAUCAUGUUCCAUUUAGAUAUUUCGUAAAAUUCCUACUGUAAAUGUAUGAAAACUUAAUUUUUGAUUAGUAAUAUACAUUGUUAAGAACAUUAUUUGAAGAACUUUAAAGGUGAUUUUCUCAAUAUUUUGAUUUUUUUGCACCCUCAGAUUCCAGAUUUUUAAAUAGUUGUAUCUGUCCUAUCCUAACAAACCAUACAUCAAUGAAAAGCUUAUUUAUUCAGCUUUCAUAUGAUGUAUAAAUCUCAAUUUUGAAAAAAUGACCCUUAUGACUGGUUUUGUGAUCUAGGGUCACAUUUGUGUUCUAAAGAUGAACUAAGUUUUUACAGGUUUGGAACGACAUGAGGGUGGGUAAUCAUUGACAGAAUUUUUGGGUGAACUGUCACUUUAAUUCCUGAUGGAUAAAGUCAAUUCCUGGCCCACAUUUUUUUAGACCUGUUUCACUCAGAAAUACAUUUAUGAAAUUAAAAGGUUGCAAAUGGAAAUUCACAAUGACUUUAAAACGCACAACAGCAAACAAAGGCAUUCAGUGAAGAACAUUAAUCGCCAAAGAAUUGGAAAGACUGAGGAUCUUGUCUUGAGCAGAUUAUACUGUAAAAACAAAAGCACUUGUGCUUUUAUGACCUCUCUGUGCUCUUUGUGAAACUUACAUUAUAUAUAUAUAACAGGUAAUAAAGUGUAAAUGAAGGGUGCACAAAGUAAUAUGUUAUCUCGUUGUGAAAAUGAUUAAUUUAUUUUUAACUGAAGCUGUCUAAUAAUAGAGAUAAUAAUACUAAGAUAAAGCAAAGCAGUGUUUGUCAGGUCAUGUGAUCUUAAUAUGAUAAAUAAGGCUAACUAGAAUGUUAAAUCAAAUUUUCUACAUCAGAGUAAAGUGAGUGUACAGUACAAAUACGUAGUACCUCUUUAAAUAUUAAUAUGAAUACUAAUAUGUGACUUUUCGUUUACUUAGGGCAAUUGAAUUAAAUUGUGGUUUGUUACAAUAUACAAUAUUUGUUACGAUUCAGGCUAGACUACAGUGCUUGUCAUAUUAAUUUAAUUUAAAUAUUAAUGAUUAAAUGACUGCUGUGCAUAUUCAUACAGUAUGUUCAAUCUUGUUACGAACUAUAAUGUAUUUUUCCACAACAACUCACAGUAUUAAAUAAAAGUCUGUUCUAACAUUUAGAA